This is a messenger RNA of Homalodisca vitripennis (glassy-winged sharpshooter), 768 nucleotides long. Its product is annotated as putative nuclease HARBI1. Bases 1 to 768 code for a protein of 255 amino acids. The transcript has a single exon. Lineage: Eukaryota; Metazoa; Arthropoda; Insecta; Hemiptera; Cicadellidae. The record is from RefSeq and is a predicted model, not a curated record.
AUGGCGAUGUUCAUGCACGUUCGUGAACGUAAGUUAUAUCGUGAGCGUCGGCACGUCAGUGACAAACAACUUUUACGGUUUGAGGAUGAAAGCAUUAAUUUUUUGACCGCUGAAUUUCUGCCUGAAAGUGAUGAGACAAGAGGAGGGGCUUUGACACCAAGGGGGAAAAUGGAAAUUUUUUUACGCGCUGUGGCUGAUCCAGGAUUUCAAAUUGGAGUGGCUGAAGAUGUCGGAGUCGAUCGCUCAACGGUUUGUAAAACCUUUCACUAUGUUAUGGACUGUAUUACUGACCGAGCACAUCAUUGGAUUAAAUUUCCGAAUUCAGUGAGAAAAAUAAAUGAUGCUCAACUCUUGUGGCAGACCCGUUUUAGGCUGCCUUCGGUUAUUGGUGCACUUGACUGUACACAGAUUGAAAUUCUGAAACCUAGAUUGUUUGGUGAUGAAUAUGUGUGCCGGAAAGGAUACCCGAGUAUAAACGUGCAGGCAACUGGUGAUGCGACCGAACAAUUCACCAGCAUCUGUGCAGAAUGGCCGGGUAGUGUUCACGACUCGAGAAUUUGGAGAAAUAGCCAGGUAAGAGAGGUUAUAGCCAGAUAUGAUGGGGCUGCUUGUCUGUUGGGAGACUCGGGGUAUGGCAUUUCACCUUGGCUUAUUACUCCCUUCAAACCUCCCCGCAAUCAAGACGAAAUACAAUUUAAUCGUCUGCACGCUCAAGAAAGAGUUAUUGUUGAAAGAGUUUUCGGUCAAGUUAAAAAAGGUUUCCUAUAA